CGAGACUGCAUCCGCGAGAAUUAAAAGCCCAUGAGCCGUCCAGCGCCAAUCCGCAGGGCCGUAGAGAGCAAAGGGGUAAACAGCGACAAAACGGCGUCGGUUGGAUACGGCAUCAGACAUCAGUCAUCAGUCAUCAGUCAUCAGUCAUCAGCCGAAGGCCUCUAAUCUAUACCGGUGUUCAUUUCCACGCCCACCCUGGGCGGCCUGCGUGUGAGCGUCUAGGGUUUCUGCGAUUCCAGUGGCACCAGAGCGGCGCAGGGCUCUGCAGUAGCCAUGGUUCUCAAGACUGAACUUUGCCGCUUUAGUGGUGCCAAGAUAUACCCUGGGAAGGGUAUCAGAUUUGUUCGCUCAGAUUCGCAGGUUUUCCUGUUUGCCAAUUCAAAAUGCAAGAGGUACUUCCACAACCGCCUCAAGCCAUCAAAGCUGACUUGGACAGCAAUGUACAGGAAGCAACAUAAGAAGGACAUUGCUGCAGAAGCAGUGAAGAGGAGGCGCAGGACCACUAAGAAGCCUUACUCAAGGUCUAUAGUUGGUGCCGCAUUGGAAGUUAUACAGAAGAGAAGAACUGAGAAGCCAGAGGUCCGGGAUGCUGCACGUGAGGCUGCUCUCCGUGAAAUUAAGGAGAGGAUCAAGAAAACCAAGGAUGAAAAGAAGGCGAAGAAAGCAGAGGUUAUGGCAAAGACGCAGAAGUCUCAACCCAAGGGUCACAUGUCCAAAGGUGCUGCACCCAAGGGCCCAAAGCUUGGAGGUGGUGGUGGGAAGCGAUGAUUUUUCUUCAGCUUUUCCCUUUCAUAUGCAGGUAGUAAAAUUAGGGUCACAUGUCCAAAGGUGCUGCACCCAAGGGCCCAAAGCUUGGAGGUGGUGGUGGAAAGCGAUGAUUUUUCUUCAGCUUUUCCCUUUCAUAUGCAGGUAGUAAAAUUAUGAGCAAUUGGAAGAAAAAAAAAUUAUACUACUGAUUGCGUUGUAUGGGUUUGAUUUGGCUUACAACUUCUUUACUUCUCCCUCCACCUCCAGAAGACUUUUUCCCUCCACCCCCAAGAGACUUUUCAGCGGGUGUUGAGUACACCUUUAGUGAGAAAUCAAAAUUUAAUUGAACUAUUAA
Messenger RNA from Malania oleifera, 1102 nucleotides. Its product is annotated as large ribosomal subunit protein eL24-like. Bases 274 to 768 code for a protein of 164 amino acids. Gene Ontology annotation, biological process: cytoplasmic translation. Lineage: Eukaryota; Viridiplantae; Streptophyta; Magnoliopsida; Santalales; Ximeniaceae. The transcript is spliced from 5 exons. Gene Ontology annotation, cellular component: cytosolic large ribosomal subunit. The record is from RefSeq and is a predicted model, not a curated record. Gene Ontology annotation, molecular function: mRNA binding; structural constituent of ribosome.